AUGGAGUUUUUUGAGAUGACAGAUCUUGGAUUGAUGACCUAUUUUCUUGGAAUGGAAAUUAAACAAAAUGACUAUGAAGUCUUCAUAUGUCAGAAGAAAUAUGCUAAGGAGAUUCUGAAAAAGUUUGAAUUUGAAGAAUGUAAAGACAUGAGCACUCUAAUGAGCUCAAGAGAGAAGCUAUUUAAGGAAGAUGGAACAGAGAAGAUUGAUCAGGCAUAUUUCAGAAGCAUGAUUGGUUGCUUGAUGUAUCUCACAGCCAUUAGAUCUGACAUUUUGAAUAUUGUAAGUAUUUUCUCUCGUUUUAUGCAUUGUACAAGUGAAUGGCAUCUCAACGCUGCAAAGAGAGUGCUUAGAUAUGUGAAAGGCACAAGUGAUUUCGACAUUAAAAUUACAAGGAUCAAGGAGUUUAAGCUUCUUGGUUUCUCUGAUAGUUAUUGGGGAGGUUCCAUUAAUGAUAUGAAAAGCACCUCGGGGUAUUGUUUCACAAUUGGUUCUGGUGUUUUCUCCUGGAGCUUGAAAAAACAUGAAAUCGUAGCUCAAUCCACUGCUGAAGCAGAAUUUGUUGCUGCAACAACUACUGUUAAUCAAGCUUUAUGGCUGAGAACGAUUUUAACUGAUCUUAACAUGGAGCAGGGGGAAAGUACACAGAUUCUUGUUAUCUAUAUAGUUGUGAUCAUGGCAUGA
This is a messenger RNA of Humulus lupulus (European hop), 684 nucleotides long. RefSeq names its product secreted RxLR effector protein 161-like. The coding region runs from base 1 to 684 and encodes 227 amino acids. The transcript has a single exon. NCBI's taxonomy places the organism in Eukaryota, Viridiplantae, Streptophyta, Magnoliopsida, Rosales, Cannabaceae. The record is from RefSeq and is a predicted model, not a curated record.